Ruditapes philippinarum (Manila clam) is the source of this 2700-nucleotide messenger RNA. RefSeq lists its product as uncharacterized. The transcript is spliced from 9 exons. Bases 255 to 2525 code for a protein of 756 amino acids. Lineage: Eukaryota; Metazoa; Mollusca; Bivalvia; Venerida; Veneridae. The record is from RefSeq and is a predicted model, not a curated record.
GUUGGGAUAUAUUAAUUAUAAUUAUAUUUUCGUGCUGAAGUUGAAUAUACUAUUGAAAUACAUAAUUUUGUGUUUGAGGAUGUUUUAUGUGAAUUAUGUAAGUUUUUGAGUCAUAUGUUCAUCUCAUGAACACAGAAAUAUUUAGUCACAUAUAGGGAAUUUUAUGAAUACGAUUAUCGUGUGUUUAGGAAGAAAUUUUUUGUUGGAAAAUUUGAUAAAAACACGUGCGUAAGUGAAUACUGACAACUUUUACAAUGAUGCAGCAGAGAAUGAUCAGUGUUAUUUCCAAAUGCCCGGAUGAAAGGCGAGGGAGUGAAGUACGAUCCGUAUUAUCAUGGUUACGAAAGAAGAGUGACCUUCUGAGUAAAUGCAAUGAUGAUGUACUUGAAGAUGUUAUAAAGAACUGUAAUUACAGACGUGCUGUGAAAGAUGAUGUCAUAGUUGUACAAGGUGAUCGUGGAGACUGUUUUUACAUAAUGCUGUCGGGAAGAACAUCAGUAUUUAUUGAUACAAGAAAGUCCGACGACGACGGCGACUUAGUAAAGACUGACGAUGAUAUUGCUAGCAAGACGGUCACUGAAGGUGAUGACGUCAUGUCUGAAGAUUCUCACGAGAGUCAUCAAGAAGUGAAGAAAAAGAAAUCACUUGAUAGGUCGAAAUACGGGAAAUUUAUUAUCCACUUCGACGCUGGAAAGAGUUUUGGUGAAAUAGCGUUAAUUAGUGAAGAUUCCGUGAGGAACGCCACUGUUAUAGCAGACGAAGAAACGGAUUUGAUGCUUAUUCACCGUGACCUUUUCAACAGGUCAAUGAAGGCGCAACAAGAGAAAGAAUAUGAAGAGAAGAAAUCAUUCAUUGAUAAUUGUCGUCUGUUCGGAGACUGGACGCCGAAAUUUAAACAUUUGCUCGAGAUGAGCAUAAGAAAGGAAGUAUAUCCGUACGGUACACAAAUAAUGCGACAGGGAGAUCCUGCUGGGGGUCUCUUCUUUAUUGUCAGUGGUCAAGCAAAAGUUACAACCGAACCUUCCAGACACAAGUCGCAAUAUCCACAGCUUAUGACACAAAUGUCUGUUAUGGAACAAGAAUUCGGCAGACAAAAUAAAGAGAACGUAUCACAGAAGUUGCCCAAUGGACUGACUCAACAUCAAAUACGGGUAAGGCGGAAGGAAGGGUAUGCUGCCGCUGAGAAACGCUUUAUGUCCAAAUCUCUCGAGCUUUGUUGCGUGGAGGGCAACGAAAUACAAGGUGAUCUUGAGAUGGCUAUGGAGAUGCCUACAUCCUCGUGCACUGUCACGUGCACUGCAAUGAAUACCACAGUGUUCAUACUAGAUACAAAAACCUAUGAACGACUUAUAUUAAAGAAAAACUUACAUACAAUUCUUAAGCUAAAAGAGGGCGUGUUUCGGAAACUGAAUAGUAGAAUAGCCACUUCAAAUGGCGGGAACGUGCCUCUGUUUCGUAAAGUAUGCGAUAAACUACAAGAAGAGCUUAAACCAAAGAUGAAAGAGCAGCAGACACAGAAAGUAAAAAAUGAUAAUGACAGAAAUGUCGUCUUGUCUCAAAUGAUAAAAUUAUACUUGAAAGACAGAGGGCCAUUGAUAGAUCCAAUAUUACCGGACUCUUUUCACAAUCGUUUGAUGUCAGAAAAGCGCAAUAAACAGAUUGAGAAAUCUGAGAAAAAGAAAGAGGAGCAGGCACUUAUUCUUCGGCGGAGGAAGACUAGAAUUCCGCGGUCGAGGAAACAGCUACAAAAUAGUGCAGCGGAAACAGAACUUUUACACCCAGAACAAAGCUGGUUAGAACAAGCUAAGCCUUCGAAAACACGACAUUUACGACCGAAAACCGCAUUAGGUAUCGAAUCUCACUCUCAGUUUGAAGAUGGAAGCGAGAGACCGCAUACAAGUCCAGCUGAACAAAGCAACGUGUUUCAUCUUACCGAAUGUGAAACUACGGAUGAACUUGGGGAAACAAUUGUAAAAGAAAAAUCAAUCAUGGUGACGCAAGAAUAUGAUCACGUGUUCAAACAAAUAGAUACUAUACAACGUGGAAAAGAUAUAGCAAGAUCGAAGGUUAUCUGUUCCGUUGCGGCAAAGAACGAGCUUCGAGAAGAAACGGAGCGCGCACAAUUAAAUUAUAGACCAGACGACAUGUAUGAUUUACAUGAUGAGGACUAUUUUGAUUACGAAACAAGUGCUAGUAAUCUAAAGAAUCUAGAAGAUCGAAUGAAAGUAUUUUGUGACGAAGUUAGGCACAAACGAGUUAACGAUCACGUCCGAAUAGACGAGAUGAAAUGUUAUCAUGUAAAGGACUCGGAUAAUGUUCCAAUGUCAGGUGGUACAGUUUUUGUGAACCGGAAGCCAUGCUCGUAUCCAAAGAACAUCAGAUUAUCAAAAGAUGUUCACCAGCACGUGCGGCGUUACAUUAUAACACGUGACCAAAAUCGAUACACUACGUCAGCGUCAGCUUUAGCUAUACGAUCAAAAUCAUCUCUAGGUUUCGCCUCCAAUCGACCAAAAUCUGCCUGGUAAUGAUGUGAUAUCAAACACUAUAAAUGACUGCUUAUCUAUAUGUUGUUAUUUUCACUCUUAGUUACCUAUUCAUUGUUGUAAAUGCGGCAAUAGUUUUACAAAACUUUUUAUUAUGUUGUACUCAUACUGUGAUAUACAUAUGGAAUAUACAUUUAUCAAAUAGAAAAUUUUCAAA